UACGUUUUUACAGUUCGAUAAUCGAGCACUUCCCGAGAGGAUCGAAGGCUCCAGACCUGCGUAAACCACGAAGGAUCUACAGUACCCCUAAAUAUACAGCCUUUAGGCUAAAAGAAAGAAAAUAAGAAAGAAGAAAACCCAAGCAAUUCUGCGUGUUAUGUGUUAUCGUUGUGAUCAGUGAUCAGUGAUCAAGUGAAAGUGAACACAAGAACGAGAGAGAAAGCCAAGUGAAUCAGCUCGACGCCAAUCGAAAAGGAUAUAAAUCAGAGACAAUGUCGGACAUUGAGGAUGUUUUCGGUGGCUCCGCCGAGGAGACCAAGCCCGAACCCGAUGGCCAGAGCAAAACCAGCGUGGUCACCGAGCACACCGAGGAGGUGAUUCCCGGCGAGACCGAGAAAAUGGUCACGGAGACCAUCGAUGAGGAUGGCGAUGUCGUGGAGGAAACCACCGAAGUUACCCGCAAAACGGUGAAGCGCACCAUGAAGAUCACUGAGACUUCUGCCACCACAAAGACAACCACGCUCACCACCCCCGCCAAAUUGUAUGGCAAGGAUCUGAGUGAGUACGAUGAUGUGGACGUGGAGAGCCUGCUGGCCCAGCUCUCCCCCGAGGAGAUAACCAUACUGGCCAAAGAAGUGGAUCCCGAUGACAACUUCCUGCCGCCAGACCAGCGCAACAGCUAUGAGUGCACCAAGGAAGCCACCGGGCCUCUCAAUCGCAAGCAGCUGAUCGAGCACAUCAACAAGCAGGCCAUCGAGACCCCGGAUCAGCCGGAGUUCGAGCCGUUCGUUCAGGGCAAGGUUCGUGGAAAGAAGUGGGUCCCACCGCCAAGGGAUGCCCGCGACAUCGAGGCCGAAGAACAAAUCGCCAUCGACAUGGGCGAGGAGUACGAACAUGCCCUUAACGAUGCCACGCAGGAGGAGAUCAUCGAUCUGGCCGCCAUCCUCGGCUUCCACUCGAUGAUGAAUCAGGACCAGUACCACGCCUCUUUGCUCAACAAGGGUCAGCCCGUGGGCCUGGGCUGGGAUGGCAUCACCAAAUCCACUCAGCAGAAGCUCUUCCCUAUGGAUCCGCCCAACAACACAGAUGUGGAGGAGUCCAUCAAGCGGGUCAAGGACGAUGACUCCAAGCUGAUUGACCUCAACUUGAACAACAUUAAGAACAUCUCGGACGAGAAGCUCGAGCAACUGUUUGCCGCACUGCCUCAGAACGAACAUCUGGAAGUCCUCUCGCUGACAAAUGUGGGCCUCACCGACAAGACAGCCCUCCUGUUAGCCGCGGCCAUAGAGAAGAGCAAAACCCUGAGAGUAUUAAAUGUCGAGACCAACUUCAUCAGUCCGCCCGUGAUUGUUAAGUUGGUGCAAGCCCUGCUCAAGUGCCACACCAUCGAGGAGUUCAGGGCCUCCAAUCAGCGGUCUGCGGUGUUGGGCAACAAGAUCGAGAUGGAAAUCACCGACCUGGUAGAGAAGAAUUCGUCGCUGCUGCGCCUCGGUUUGCACCUGGAGUUCAACGACGCCCGCCACCGAGUGGCCGCUCACCUGCAGCGCAACAUCGACAGAAUAAGAAAAGAUCUUGAGUUGCGACUGCAGUUCAGAUUUUUCAAUAAUCUGCAUAGAAAGUCGACAAGAAUUCAAUAAGCAGACCAGAAAUCAAGCAGCUAAACCAUUUUUAAAGCGUUUUGUAAUCUAAACCCAAAGAACCGAAGAAAAACAAGCACAUAACAACGAAAGAACGUGUAUAAUAUAAUAUAUAUAUAACAAGAAGAAGGAAGCAGGAGCACAAGUUUAAGCUAAAGAUAAAGCAGCCCACGAGCUUGCCAAAAAAUCUAUAUCUAUAUACUCUAGAGACUUUAACUAAGCAAAGCAAACUGAAACCAAAGAAACGAAGUGAAAUAUCAAACUAAAAACAUAUACCACAUAUAUCGAUAAAGAUCGCAGAUCGAGCAGACUCGUGAUCCAUGGAUAUAGCCUAAUACCCAUGUGCCACGAGUCAUGUUUUAGGUCGAGGCCUCUUCUAAAACCCAGCAGAAACCGUUUAGGCGUCACGUGUAUAAUUUUCUCUAACGCUUAACACAGGAAUUAAACUGCGAUGUAUGAUCUAAGUGAGUCCCCAGAUCCGAGUCAAAGUAAAGCGAUAGUAGCAGAAACCCAUAACAAACCUAGAUUUGAGACACUUUUAUGAUUCAGUAAGAAACGCCAACUAACAGCAGAAAAUAAAGCAGCACCACCGACAAGAAGAGCCAUGAAAAACUACAAAUAUAAAAAACACGAUGCAGAAUAUCUCGAACAGACGAAAAUACGUGUGAAACGCCUGAACCAGCGUAAAUAAAAAGACAAAUACGAAAUAUAUAGCAGCAACCAACCUACAACAACAUGCCACCACCCAAGAACAACAAUCAAGCAGAAAGCCAUCUAUAUGUGUGCGUGUUUCUUUGUCCGACUCUUGAUUUGAUAAUUACCAAUUAACAAGCAACACCCAGCAAGAAAAUCAAACCAAUCCAACAACACCACCAGCAAACCAGAACAACAGCAACAUGAGCAACCACGGCAACCAGAACAACAGAUCUAUGUCUAUGUCCAAAACUCCCCCACCAACCGACCUCUGUACUCUACUCCCCGAAAACCAAUCCAACCAACCAGCUGUGAACUAACACCGAAGAAUGAUGUGCGACAUGAAUUGGACGUCAGCGUCGCAUGGGACACCUGACCAGGAACUACACCGUUGGCGUCUGGCAGUAGGAUUCAUCCGACUGGGACUUUGGAGUCUACACAUUUUACACCGAAAGAAAUCAAUAGCCUAUCAAUAGUGUUGUCACAUGCUUGUUGUUGCUCUCACGCAGAGAAUUGUUCUAUAUUGUUUUGUUCAGUGUUUGUUGCGUUCUUCAGAUUGAUGAUUUCGGUUCGAGUUGUGUUUGUGUUUGGAUCACCACCUAAGCAUAAUCAUUUGUUUGUUACGAGUUAGGCGAAUGUUCAUUGUCACACACGCAGAUCCAGGAUUAACUUUCUAUCUGGCAGCUCUAAGUAGUUAUUUCCUUAAGCAAAUCUUCACAUUUACGCUGCAGCUAUACACACGUUUAUUUUAUUUUAUUUUAUUUACCUACCAUUCUGUCCCUUGAUUAUUUGUA
Messenger RNA from Drosophila mauritiana, 3124 nucleotides. It is a transcript of the gene tmod, whose product is annotated as tropomodulin. The record is from RefSeq and is a predicted model, not a curated record. Gene Ontology annotation, cellular component: myofibril. Lineage: Eukaryota; Metazoa; Arthropoda; Insecta; Diptera; Drosophilidae. Bases 273 to 1637 code for a protein of 454 amino acids. Gene Ontology annotation, molecular function: tropomyosin binding. The transcript has 10 exons. Gene Ontology annotation, biological process: myofibril assembly; pointed-end actin filament capping.